CUGUCUCUAUUACAGUCUGUAUCACAUGGUCUCUGCACCAGGGUCUCGCAGAUUUAGAGAGGUCUCUGCAGCAGUCUCAUUUUCUCUCCUCUGUUACUGGGUCCGAGGGAGGCUGUCUUACAUCGGGUGUAUUGUUAUCAGCUAUCUCAUGCACACCUGAAGCUGUCUCUCUGCAGCUUGAGGUAUUUGUGCAGACAUUUCGUAUAUCAGGAGCUGUCUCUGCAGAGGUCUGUCUCAAACGUCUGGAGUUAUACGGAAAUCAUCCAACUCUAUGAUUCGUGUGAUGAGGUGCAGCUUUCCAUUCACAUUUAUACAUGGAAAACACUGAGAUACGAGUGGCUUUAAAGCCUGGCGUGACUUUUCUCCUUUGACCACAGCGUGUUACAGUGAAGUCUCCAAACGCCCAAUGCCUACCCUCCAUCUGUGCCCUCUUCUUUCUCUACUCCUGUGGGGUUGUUCACCUUCUACUCCUCUUGUUGGGGAGAUGUUUCCUGGGCUUGGUGGGAAUACCGCAUCCCCAGCCAGCCCUCCUCAGGGACCUGGCCCACCCCUGCGGUCCAAGCGUAGCUGGGUCUGGAACCAGUUCUUCGUGAUAGAAGAGUAUGCAGGACCAGAGCCAGUCCUAAUAGGGAGGUUGCACACAGAUGUAGACCGUGGGGAGGGAAGAGCAAAGUAUCUACUGACUGGAGAAGGGGCUGGCUCCGUGUUUGUCAUUGAUGAAAAGACAGGAAAUAUACAUGUCACUAAAUCCUUGGACCGUGAGGAGAAAGCAGAAUAUGUGCUACUAGCUCAGGCUGUGGACAAGUUGACCCUUCGACCUCUGGAACCCCCAUCCCAAUUCAUCAUCAAAGUACAAGAUAUUAAUGACAACCCUCCUGUUUUUCUACACCCUCCCUACAGGGCCACCGUGCCAGAGAUGUCCAAUGUAGGAACAUCCGUGAUCCAGGUGACCGCCAGUGACGCCGAUGACCCUACCUAUGGAAACAGUGCUCGACUGGUGUACACUGUGCUGGAAGGGCAGCCUUACUUCUCAGUGGAUCCUCAAACAGGUGUGAUUCGUACAGCAAUCCCAAACAUGGACCGGGAGACCCAGGAUGAGUUCUUGGUUGUCAUCCAAGCCAAGGAUAUGGGAGGACAUGUAGGAGGGCUUUCAGGAUCCACUACAGUGACUGUAACACUGACAGAUGUCAAUGACAACCCACCCAAGUUCCCUCAGAGUUUGUACCAAUUCACUGUUCUGGAGGAUACUUCUCCGGGCUCUGUUAUUGGCCGGCUACGGGCACAUGAUCCAGAUAUUGGCGAGAACGCAGUAAUGUCAUACAGUAUCAUGGAUGGCGAUGCUGGUGAUACAUUUACUGUCAUGGCAGACUCUGUGGGGCAAGAUGGCAUUUUAAGGGUCCGAAAGCCACUGGAUUUUGAGUCCCGACGCUCCUAUACAUUCCGUGUAGAAGUGAUGAACACGGUGAUUGACCCGCAAUAUAUCCGCCGAGGCCCAUUCAAGGAUGUCACCACAGUAAGAGUGACUGUUGGAGAUGUGAAUGAACCCCCUAUGUUCUCUCAGAACCACUUUACCUUUAGUGUGCUGGAGAACCUGCCUCCGGGGAUACUUGUGGGGGUGGUACAAGCUCGUGACCCUGACAUACGCAGUAGCUCUAUCAGUUAUUCCAUCGACCCACUUUCGGACCCAGAGCUCCUCUUUUCUAUUCACCCUGUGGAUGGGACUCUGAGAACAAGCAUAUCCUUGGACCGCGAGGCAAAGGAGGAGCACCGUAUCACUGUCAGGGCCAUUGAGACUGAUAGCCCUUCUCAGAUGUCUCAAGCUGAAGUCGUGAUUCAGGUGCUAGAUGUGAAUGACAAUCCACCAACUCUGGCUGAAUUGUAUAAACCACAUGUGUGUGACAAUGCACAGCCUGGGCAGGUCAUCCAGACAGUCAGAGUGAAAGAUGCAGACAGCGAGAGUGGUCUUUUCUCUUUUCAGAGCCCUGGGGCUUUUUCUGAUGGAAAUUUCACCCUUAGGGAUAACAAAGAUGGCAGUGCAUCUCUCCUGGUUAGACAAAGUGGUUUCUGGAGAUCCCAGAGAGAUGUCUUCUUGGUGCCGAUAGAGAUUAAGGAUGGAGGAGAUCCACCUCUUACUAGCACGGACACAUUAACAGUCUCUCUGUGUCACUGUGAGACAGGUGGGGCAGUCCUGACUUGUCAUAUGACUACAGGAUCGGCAGCUGGACUCAGCACUCCCGCUCUCCUGGCCAUCCUGGCUUGUGCACUGAGUCUUUUGGCCUUGGUGUCUCUUUUCUCUUUACAGCGCAGGCACAAGCCUUCUCCCCUCUCCCUUUGUGAAGAUGAGGAUGUGAGAGAGAAUAUUAUAACCUAUGACGAUGAGGGUGGGGGAGAACAGGACACACAGGCUUUUGACAUGUCUGCUUUGCAGCCUCCACAGACAGGCCUCACAGGGGGGUUCUUUCACCCACCUCGAAUGGAUGUUCUCCCUCGGGUUCCCCACCAGCCGGUACCUCGAUCUCCCCAACCUGUCCCAGUUGAUGUGCAGCGAUUCCUGGCAUUUCGCAUUCGAGAGGCAGAAAGAGACCCUACUGCCCCCCCUUAUGAUUCCAUCCAGGUGUAUGGGUUUGAGGGAGGGGGCUCUUCUGCUGGGUCACUUAGCUCACUGACCAGCAGUUCUGGGGGAGCAGGAGAUGAAGAAACCGUAGCAGAGGAUAUGUGGGAGUGGGGCCCCCACUUCAAAACACUGGCUGAAAUUUAUGGAGUGAGUGGAAGAAACACCCCAGAGGAAAAUGAGAAUUAAUCCCAACUAUGCCAGACAU
This is a messenger RNA of Spea bombifrons (plains spadefoot toad), 2819 nucleotides long. It is a transcript of the gene CDH24, whose product is annotated as cadherin 24. NCBI's taxonomy places the organism in Eukaryota, Metazoa, Chordata, Amphibia, Anura, Pelobatidae. The transcript is spliced from 12 exons. Gene Ontology annotation, molecular function: cadherin binding; calcium ion binding. The coding region runs from base 407 to 2800 and encodes 797 amino acids. The record is from RefSeq and is a predicted model, not a curated record. Gene Ontology annotation, biological process: cell morphogenesis; homophilic cell-cell adhesion; multicellular organism development. Gene Ontology annotation, cellular component: plasma membrane; catenin complex; adherens junction.